Molecule: messenger RNA, 1056 nt
Organism: Bradysia coprophila
Lineage: Eukaryota; Metazoa; Arthropoda; Insecta; Diptera; Sciaridae
Product: peroxiredoxin-like
Biological process (GO): response to oxidative stress; hydrogen peroxide catabolic process; cell redox homeostasis
Cellular component (GO): endoplasmic reticulum; cytosol
Molecular function (GO): thioredoxin peroxidase activity
Source: RefSeq, a predicted model, not a curated record
GUGUGUCAACAAAGUUGUUGUAAGGUGUUGUGAACGGUGAGAGAUAUAUCGCAGUCAACAAAAAUAAUUGUCGGCAUCUCUUGUGAAGCAAAACUUCAUUUGAGACAAGCACGUAGUCAAAACAAGUACGUUCCUGAUAAGCAAUAUUGUACUUAUUUUGAAUCGUUGAUGUGUGUUAGAUGAUAAAUGUGAUAGAUGAUUUUGUAGAGUUGUGUAAAAAUUAUCAUAUUUCUGCCGCAGAGAAACGUCACACAAUGACAAAAACAGUGCAAGUGAUCGGUUCGCUGUUGCUGUUUUGUAGCAUUGCAACAGCUAAAUUUAAAUUUGAAGAGGAAACCUGCCACUCUUUCGGUCCAGAUGCUCAUGUUUAUCCGCAAACAACAUCGACAUUAGAUCAUAAGUUACAGUACACCAAGGCAGUCAUUUCCAGACCGGCACCGAGCUUUGAAGGUACAGCAGUUAUCAACAACGAAUUUACUCAGAUCUCAUUAUCGGACUAUCUCGGGAAAUAUGUCGUCUUCUUCUUCUAUCCACUGGAUUUCACAUUUGUAUGUCCGACCGAAAUUCUUGCCUUUUCUGACCGCAUUGAGGAAUUCAAGAACAUUAACACCGAAGUAAUCGCCUGCAGCAUUGAUUCCCAUUUUACGCAUCUGGCAUGGAUAAAUACACCACGGAAAGAGGGAGGACUAGGUAAGGUAGCAAUACCACUGCUCAGUGACAUGUCCCAUCGGAUAUCGAAGGAUUAUGGCGUUUAUUUGGAGGAUUUGGGUCACACCCUCCGAGGUCUUUUCAUCAUUGAUCAUCGUGGUAUCUUGCGACAAAUCACGAUGAACGAUUUACCGGUUGGCCGAUCCGUCGAUGAGACACUGAGACUGGUGCAAGCAUUCCAAUAUACUGAUCAACAUGGAGAAGUAUGUCCGGCAGGUUGGAAGCCAGGUGGCGCAACGAUCGUUCCGAAUCCCAACGAAAAGAAGAAAUAUUUCGAGAAGACUAAUCAGUGAAUCACAGUGUGUUCGUUACAUACCUAAAAUAAAAAGAUUUCUUUUUGUACUGAAA